AUGGCCGCCACGGCCGCGCGGGACCUCGCCGUCCCCGCGCCGAGAUCCACCCGCCCACGAAUCGGCGACGACGUCUACGAUCGCGACGACUCCCUCAAGGAGAGCACCAACCCUAAGUCCCUCCCCGUGAAGAACCACUCCGUCGGCGCGUCGCAGCGGUUCUCCGGGAACCUGAAGCCGACGGCGGCGCCCAUCAUCGGCGUCUCCGGGAACCUCGGGCAGGGGCAGUGCGCCCGGCGGCACCGCCCGCCCGCGAUGUUCCCGAAGAAGGCCAAUACGGGCGGCGGCGGGCGCGACCCGAAGACUGCGGUGCCGGAGCCGGGGUCGCCCAAGGUCUCCUGCAUAGGGAAGGUCCUCUCCGGCCGCGAGCGCUCCCGCCACCGGUCGCCGACGGGCGGCUGCUGCGCCGGGCUCGGAUUCUCGAUCCGUCGCAGCCGCUCGAGGAAGAGCGCCGUGGAGAGCGUCGACUGGUCUCCGCCUCCGAGGCUCCCGAGGGCUAGCGUGGAGCGUAGGAGGGAGUCUGUUGACAAGGAUGUGAAGGCGGCGCUGCCCGCCGCGCCGGCGCCGGCGUUGGGUGGGAUGAGGCGGUUCGCGUCCGGGAGACGCGGGGCGGGUUGGACGGCUGGGAUGCAAGAUGGUGGACGCGUGGCGUGGUCUGGGCCGUUGUAGUGCUUGGAGUGGGUGGUGAGUAUGAGCAUUGUACAGUUUGGUUUGGCGUGGCUUUCCACUGGUUGUUGCCGUUGUUUCGGGAGUAGACGUGUAGACAAGGAUUGAGGUAUGUAGAUAAUGAAAUUUGGUCUCGAAAUGUGUCUUUUGGAUUGCAGUUCACGCAAAUUUCGUUCUGGCUUUGUUUCCUUCAUUGCCACGACGUGAAUCAGCUGCUCUAGUUGUAUGUACACGGUAAUGAGGUUGCCAGUAACAUUUUUCUCUUGCGGGUUGCAAUGAU
Messenger RNA from Lolium rigidum, 946 nucleotides. RefSeq lists its product as uncharacterized. Lineage: Eukaryota; Viridiplantae; Streptophyta; Magnoliopsida; Poales; Poaceae. The record is from RefSeq and is a predicted model, not a curated record. Bases 1 to 669 code for a protein of 222 amino acids. The transcript has a single exon.